GGAAGAAAAAAAAAAUGGCAGGAUGAAAAUGAGAGAGAGGGAGAAAGAGAGGCUUAUGGUGCCAAAGCAAGGAUUCUGGCAUACGGGAGGUGUUUCAACUGUGCCAGAUAAGCUGAUAAAAUUCAUGCCCCCCACCCUUUUUUUUUUUCUUGUUUGAUUAUUUCCUCUUAGAUAAACUUAUUUUCCCAUGUUUUCCACGAGUUUAUUGUCUGCCCCUGAUUCUAUGGAAACUAAACAUCGUCUGCUAGCUAUUUCUUGAUAUGGAUGUAAAGAUUUGAUUGAAAGUAUUUCAUUGCUUUAAAGCGGGAUCCUAAAAAUCAAAGGUGUAAGCAAAGAGCCGACCACUAGGAUUUACUUUGAGUUUGAAAAUCUCCAGUAGCAUCUCCCAUGCGAGCAGAACAUAAACAAUGAGUAAUCAAAGAACAAGUUACCCUGGACUCACUGGAACCUCCUGACAUAUCAAAGUGUUAACAAGUUACCCUGAACCCACUAAGACCUCAUGCGGACAUCUACUCUACAACCAUCUUAUCGUAUCUGACUCCCACAGCAACUGUACUUUAUCAUUGACAUUCUUAUUGGUGCCCUCUCGCAUACUUGAAAGGGAAAAAAAACAACUUCUAUCCGAGCAACGGGUCUAGCUGCCCUUUUCUAUGUGUCAUCAUGGAGCAGCAGGGCAACCAUGCUUUGCGAGUCCUGGGCUGGGCGGAGUUCAGGGCCCACCCCUCAAGGCUCCACGCCAUGUUUACAAACAACAAGGCCGGCCAGCUGGUGUAUGACGUCAGACAAGUGAUCAACUUGACACAGUCCACAUCAAUUGAUGACGUCAAUGUUGCAGUUUAUAAGGAUAACAUUGUUUUGACCACCUCCACGAGUGACCAGCUGGCCAUGGUCCAGGACGUGUUCCUCAGGAGGAUGCUGCUGCUGAAGAUCACCAUCUACCACACGGAGAUCUCAAGCAAGUACAGCGUGGAGACAGUCAGGAUUGUGGAGGACGACUUUGCUGUGUUAUUGAAUGGUCAUCACCCGUCUGUACGGCCCCAGGUCAAGUCUGGAUUCCAUCUGGCCACUCGUUACGUCAACAAGAACCAGCGGUUUUGCCUGGAGCUGGACAUUAGUGACCUCCUGUUGGACUGGUACAUGGAAGUACGGGACGCCAUUACUAGCUGUGACGACAUCCACUCGCUCAAGUCCAAGCGGACCAGACUGUGCGUGACCAACCACUCGCUGUACAACCACGGGUUGGACUGUAGUCCCAAAUGGAUCCUUUUUCUCUGUGUCUGCUGGAUCCUGUAUGUUCCCUGUUAUCGAAUUUGGAGGAAGUUGACAUGUGCAGACAUCAGGGUUAAGUUGAAAUGUGACGUCACUUCCGCCACCUGCUAUAUUCACAAUGAGACAACAAGAAUGCAGCUGAAGGACAGUAAAAGGAAAUACGAUAGCGUAUGACGUCACCGCGGGAGACGCCUCGACGGACAUGUUAUUUCCACUAUUGAUUACAGAGCUGGAAGAAAGAAGCAGACGUGGACACCACGUGAUCUCCAGAAGGUCAAAAACUCGAGAAAUUAGAUCACAACUUUUAUUUUUUUCAAUCAUAGAAAUCUUGUGGCCAUUAAAGGUCAAUCCAUACUGAAGUAGAAAAGACACUCUUUUGUGGGUACAAAAAAAAAAGCACUGUCCCUUAAAGAACAAGUUUUAGAUCUAGUUGCCAAUUUUAUUUGUCCGUCAAACAAAAUUUUGGCGAAAUAUUUACAUCAAGUGCUAACGUAAGAUGAAUCUCUUUUAAGCUUGCUAACGUCAUAUAGAGGCAGUUUCUCGCUCUCGCCUGCUUUUCAGAGCACGAGAUUUCAACUAGUGUAAGACAAAAUAAUUUUAUUCACACAAUUUUUGUUUCUCGAUGCUAUGUUUUUUUUUUUCAACAUGAGUUUUUGUACGCUUUAAUUAAUGUAAUGGAGCUGAUCUACAUUGUAUGUAACAUAGCCCUCAGUGGCGUAGCUAGGAUGAGGAGAUGGGGGUCCAAAUUUCUAAAUCCCCCGGCCCCCACUUGAGAGGACCCCCAAAUGAGUGUCCGAAAUUUGCUUUUACGUUAAAUACUAUGCCAUUAUCUCGUGUCAUGGUGUUGAAUGUCAAACUGCAGCGGCCCCUAAAGAAGUCAAGCCUCCCGGGCCCCCAAAUCCAUAGCUACGCCACUGGUAGCCAUUCGUAAACUAUUUCUUUAGAACCAACGUAGUCUAGUUGGUAAAUAGUCGGAUGUUGUUUUAGCUUAAUUAUUUAUUGUUUCAAGACGAUAGUAAAAGUUUAAUUAUAAUUUUAAAAAUUGAUAAUGAAUGCAAGAAAGUGGGGGGGGGGGGGAGGCAGGUCAAUUUGUAGAACUAUGAGGCUCAGUUCCUUAAUCCAAUAUGAAACAUGUUAUUUGCUUUUUUUAGAUAACUCUAUCAACUUUAUUUUUUUUAAUUAGUCGAGGUUGUAAUGGUUUUUGUAUAUGUACACAAUGAUCAAAAUUUAAUGCCAUGUUUGUACACGAACUCAUGUCCUUGACGUUCAAGAUAAUUUUGUUUUUGUUUCUAGAAAAUGUUUAUUUUCAUGAUCAAGCAAUCAAUAUGUACAUUGUAAACUGUUGACAGCGCAAUC
Biomphalaria glabrata is the source of this 2625-nucleotide messenger RNA. RefSeq lists its product as uncharacterized. NCBI's taxonomy places the organism in Eukaryota, Metazoa, Mollusca, Gastropoda, Planorbidae. The transcript has 8 exons. Bases 661 to 1443 code for a protein of 260 amino acids. The record is from RefSeq and is a predicted model, not a curated record.